Molecule: messenger RNA, 1639 nt
Organism: Mustela lutreola (European mink)
Lineage: Eukaryota; Metazoa; Chordata; Mammalia; Carnivora; Mustelidae
Gene: SMCO2
Product: single-pass membrane protein with coiled-coil domains 2
Exons: 11
Coding region: 454-1566 (370 amino acids)
Source: RefSeq, a predicted model, not a curated record
UCCAACUGCAAACUCACCUGCCUCGGUGUGUACCACUCAUAAAUGGCCUCAUCUCUGCCUUUGGUGCUGGGGAAAGGAGGAUCUGGCAUCACCAGAACUUUCCAGGGAAACUUAACUGUCGCUAGUCUACCCCCACUGACUUGAGAGGUUAUUUAUGAUUGCCAAAUCAGCAUAAACAAGGAAAUCACCAGGCAUACACAUAUUUCACAGCUUUUACCAUCUCAUCAUAAACUGGCCAGGAGCCUAUGGUGACAUCAAAUCCUCAAUUAUUGGAACCAGGCUUUAAAAUUUCUGAGAGCCCAAAUUGUCGAGCUAGCAGGUACUGAAGAGGGUGGAUCUGAGUGGUCAGGCCUGGAAAAAGUCUCCCACAAAAGCCACAGGGGCAUGGUGUCUACCGUACUGAACAGUAUGGAGAAGAUUUCCAACCACAGGAAGUUUUAACGUGCUCAAGAAAUGGCGCUCAUGAAGCUAAGUGACAGGACAUCUCUGCAGAUGAUGACAGUUGGGAAGGAACAACAGUUGACUGAGAAAAACAGUGGCUUUCUCCAAAAUAUGGAUGCGGCUCAAGGUGCAAAGCAGAAUUUGCUGAGGGGAUUUACCAAAAUGGACCACAUCUUGGACAGAUCAGAUGAUAAGGACAACACUUUCUCCGAAAAGCCUCAAACUGCCUUCCUUCACGAGACAGAGACGACUAAAUGGAAUAUGGCAGAGCUGGAGGCUGAGCAUCACCGGGACCAACAGAAUGAAUGGGAGGAGCAAGAAACAAGUCAGGUUCAACACGAGGAUCCUGACAUGUCCACAUCUUUGCAGUUUUCCAAGGAGAACAUCCCUGAACUGACUCGGGAAAACACAUUCUUUCAGCUGAACUACUGGAAUUCACAGAUGGGUCUACAAGUGAAAGAACUUGGAGCCGAUCACAUAGGCUGGAUGGAGAAAAUCAAUAAUAUUAUCCGAAAAAUAAACCUAACAGAAGACACAAUGAAGAGAUUAUUAAAUGAGGUGAUAUCUCUGGAGGGUCAAAUUGAAAAGCUAGAGUCACACCAGGACCUUGGCGCUGAUCAGGGAGCAAACAUUGAGGAGAAGAUCAUGGAAAUUAAAAAGCAAAUAGAAGAAAUGGAUAACAACUAUGUCCAGGAAGAUGCUUGUAAUGAAGCUCAUGAAUUAAAGGAAAAACUCAUUGCAAGAAUGAAGAACUUUUACAAAGACAUGACUCUGAUUAGUACAAAGCUGGGAGUGUACCAAAUGCAAGAAGGGAAAACAGACUCUCAGAGUCCUGAAGAAAUGGUCAUGGAAGAAAGUGAGCGCCUGCUUCCUCAGGCUCCACCACCCCCUUCAGUACAGAACAGUCCUGCCAGGGUUACAGUGUGGAAACGUGCACUGAGGAUUUUCAUCAUGUUUUAUGUCCUCAUCUUCACUGGACUUUCAUGUUAUAUCCUAUUUUUUGAUGCUACGUUUAUAUUUGAAAGCUUGCUCCCCACAAUGCUUGGACGCCGCAGAAUGUGGGAACUUCGGGAGAUCAUUGCACCUUUCUUAAACUUGGAAGUGGAAGACUUGUUACCUUUCUAGAGAUUUGGAAGUUACUGUUACCCUACUGAUUUUCUCCUUAAUAAAAUUCUGGCUGUCCUUGUAUUAUGUUGGU